Molecule: messenger RNA, 1941 nt
Organism: Diversispora eburnea
Lineage: Eukaryota; Fungi; Glomeromycota; Glomeromycetes; Diversisporales; Diversisporaceae
Source: the annotation of a GenBank genome assembly
AUGGCUACAAAAGUUCGUCCAGUUCCUCCUCCUAAGCCUGCGCGAUUGUCUAUGAGUUCACAAAAGAGGAUCUCCGAAAUAAGUAGUUCUACGAGGUCGUCAACAAUAACUGUAACUGAUAUACCUUUAAGCGAAUCCCCUCCACCAGAACUAUCCGAAGAAUCAUUUAAUAUUGACGAUAGAACUCCCCGCGCUUCCGAAAUUUUCUUACCUUCACCAGAGGGUCGUCAAGCUAGGGCUUUGUACGACUUUGUGGGUGAAGUCUCUUAUAACGAAUUAUCGUUUAAAGCAGGAGAUACUAUUUGUAUAUUAAAAGAACAGCUCUCUGAAGGAUGGUCCUUAGCUGAAAAGGAUGGUAUAACAGGACUAGUUCCAGAAUCAUAUAUUACAUACACGACAGAAUUCACCGAAGUUUUGAAUUCUGAAGUAUUAUCGAGUUCAUUAUCAAGUCAUUCAGAUCGUGAUUCGAUAAAUAUAGGUGGAAAUAAUCAUCAUUCAAAGAACGAAUCCAUAACUGGAUCGAUUUAUGGUUCAUUAAGUGGAUAUGGUUCAUUAAGUGGAUCAACACGGAGUAAAACGCUUUUAGGAGGAAGACAACUAAAUCGAUUCAGUUGGUUUGUGACAACUGGUGUUGAAGAGUUCAUCCUCAAUGGUGGAAAUAUGGAAGGAAUUUCUUCAAAGCAGACAGAAGAUGGAGAAAAUAAUGAAAAUGGGGAAGUAACCGAAUCUGAUAAACAUUUUAUCCAGAGUGGCCCAAAUUGGAAUGAGAAAGCUCCAAUUUUUAAAGUUAUGGUUCAUAGUCCUGAAAAGAGAGUCAAACUUGGAGGAGGUGUUCAGGUUACAGUUGAAAGACGGUUUAGCCAGUUUGAAUGGUUAUACAAUCGUUUGGUCGUUAAAUUCGGUGCUUUAGUAUUGCCACCUCUUCCCGAAAAACAAUAUACUGGUCGUUUUAAUGAGGAAUUCAUAGAAAAGCGUCGUUCUGCGUUGGAAAGGUUUAUUAAUCGUUUAGCUCGUCAUCCAGUAAUUAGAUAUUCUGAUAUCUUAACUCAUUUCUUGAGUUGUAAUGAUGACUUACAAGAAAAGGAAUUUGAUUCUGAUAAAAUUGUUGGUCAUUCAUUCUUUCAGCAUGUUUAUCACCCAGAAUUUAAUCGAUUCGCGGCUCAUGCUCGGGCAAUGGAAAAAUCAAUGCCAUGGAUAAAUGAAGCAUCUCAAGCACAUAAGGAUUCUUUAAACGAAAUGCAAAAUCAAUAUCGUCGAGUAAGUUAUGCAUUGCUUAAAUUAAUUACUGGUUAUGAUGCUGGAGAAGAUUGUGAAUGUAUAAACGAUGAAGGAGCUUGGUGUUGGAGGGAUGGAUGUAAUGUUUGUUUAAGUCUUACUAAAGCAAUUCAAUCCACCGCCGAAAGUAUGCAAGUGAUAGCGGACAUGUAUGAUUCUCACAAAAAAGAAGUUAUUAUUCCUUGGAUUGAAAAUUUCAAAGAGUAUAAUCAACCAGCUACUAAUUGCGAGCAACUAAUUGAUAUGCAUGCAGGAGCAUAUAAAAAAUACAAAGAUGUCUCUGAUGAAGAUAUAAGUCAAGAUCAAUCAGAGGACACAGACAUUGAAGCCAUAAGAUCACGUUGUGAUACUGUAUUCAAUGUAACUCUUUCUGAAGUAAAUAGAAUUCAUGAUGAACAACUUCGUCAAGCACGGGCUAACUUCGAUGAACCUCAUUAUUCAGCUCUGUCACAAACACCACGAACUCCAAGUCAAUACAAUGCUUCAAUCGAUGAACAACGACCUUCUAUUUCACGUCCUGUUUCAAUUGUAUCUGUCGGAUCGAUGUCUGGCAUGGUUGGUGGAGUUGUUGAUGGCGUAGGAAGCAUGGGAAGUUUCUUAAAAAAGACAGCUAGAACUUCUAUUGGAAGCAGUUCAAUGUUUGAUUCCUGGUGGGGAAGAGGCUAA